AUGGAGCUCCUUAUAUCCGAGGUACAAAAAAGAAAUGUUCUCUGGAAUAAAUUUAAUAAAAAGUAUAGAGACAGAUUGGUGUCUGAGAAAGAAUGGGAAGCUGUUGCCAGAACAGUACAUAUGAAUAGAGAAGACGUAAAACGGAAAUGGAAAAAUAUAAGAGACACGUAUUUAAAAGAAAAGAAAAAAGUAAAAAAGAGCCGUUCGGGAGACUCUCAAGAUAAUGCAGAGGUGUAUACUGGUAAAUGGGUCUAUUAUCAUUUAUUGCAUUUUUUAAAAGACACGACCACUCCUAGAACCACCGAGGGAAAUGUAUCUGAUGAAAACGAAACGCAAUUACAAAUGUCUGACCUUUCAGAUUCGGAAGAAGUUAAUUCAUUUUCGAGUAGUUUUAUUGAUAUUGAAGAUAUUCAAAGUCCUGAAAAUCCAGUUUCUGUCACACAAUCAGAAUGUUUUACCAUUCCAAGUACUUCAAAUUUGUCGCAUGUUAAUAUUUCAACAAGUAUUUCCAAUGAUUCAGAUACCUCUUCUAAGACUUCUUCAAUCAAAAGAAAAAAAAAGCAAGAAAAUAAAAGUUUUGAAAGUGAAUUAUUAAAAUUGGAAACACAAAAAAUUAACGCGUUACUUGAAUCAAACAAAACACAAGUGCAGGAUGAUGAAGACAUGAUGUUCUUGAAAUCACUUCAUCCAUAUUUAAAAAACAUGGAUAAUUUACAAAAAUUACGAGUAAGAAAUCAAAUUCAAACUGUACUCAUUAACCAAUUGUCAAUAAAGAAUCAACAACAUCAAAAUUCAAACAUCCCAACUGCACCAAUACAUGAACUCUACAUUCCUCAACAUAUUCAAGAACAGAUUACCACAAAUUCGUCUGAUAAUCCAACUUUCAUUGGUUACCAACAGUACUGA
Molecule: messenger RNA, 906 nt
Organism: Macrosiphum euphorbiae (potato aphid)
Lineage: Eukaryota; Metazoa; Arthropoda; Insecta; Hemiptera; Aphididae
Source: the annotation of a GenBank genome assembly